AUGCAGGUUGAUAUUACAAAAGAUCUAAUAUCAUCCAUCAUACCUUUUCCAAAUCUAGCUGACUUAUCAAAUAGUACUUCAGAUUUUGAUAAUGAUAUCCAAAUUUUGUUAGAUUGGUUAGAUCCACAUAUUCCUUCAACUUUUAUCAAACGAUCGGAAGAUGGUACACCAGCAGCUCCUUUAUUAUCGAAAUUCCCCGAGCCAUUGCAAAGAGUAAAAUCAGCUAUACGGAGUUGUCUUAAAGAAGAAAAGAACCAAUUACAAUUUAUCGAUCUAUAUAUCAAUACCAUCAAUAUUAAGUUGUUAGAUUACUUCAGUACUUUGACAAAUUUAUCAUUUCUUGAAUAUAUCGAUGUGAUCAAGAUCCUACUACAUUAUUAUAACUCCCAAUUUGAAUAUUUAAAUGUUACAGAUAAUGUAUUUAAAAUUUUUAGCAGAAAAUUGAGUUUUAUUAUAUCAUCAAAUCUAGUAGAACGAACUACAUUCAAAUUAACCAUGAAACAAUUUUUUGAGGAUUCAUUGUUUAUGAAAGCCACUUUAAGCAAUCCAAUGUCAACAAAUGCAUUGAAUUUAAUUGACGUGAUUUCAACUUUGGUAUCGAUAAAUAUGUCUACCCUAUUGAAUGAAAUUGUGAUCAAACUUUCAGUAGAGAAGAUUAAACAACAUACAUUGUCUUUGAGUACAAAUGUUUGGGAUAAACAAAUCUUACUGUUGUUGAAUAAUUUUAUUCAAGAUGAAAUAUAUCCAAAUUUCUACAUCGUCAUAAGUUACACAACGUCAUCUACACUAACGGAUACGAUGAAUAAUAUCUAUUUGUAUGAGUUGGUGAAAAUUGCUCAUGAUGAAUUGGUAUCUUUGAGAAUAAAAGAAAUAUAUGCCAUGAUUCUAGAUUACCCUAAUUCGGAUAUCGCAUUACAUGAGUUACAUUAUUGUCUCCUGAGAAAUAUGUUCAAUCAUCAAGACUAUGGUAUUUCAAAUAAUUUAUUGUCAUAUAUCACAGAUCUUUCAGUGAACUCGCAGGCAAUUCAAAGAACCAAAUUAGUGGAGAGUUUUAUUGACUACUGUAGCAAAAAUUUAUUACACGCAGGAGCAAAUACAAUUGAUGUUAUCACAACUUAUACAAAAACAAUCAGAUCAUUUUUGAUUAUUGAUCCCAAGGGUGUUUUGCUAGAUAAAGUCGUGAGACCCAUUAGAAAAUAUUUGAAGACGCGUGAAGAUAUUAUUAUUAAAUUGGUACGUGGGUUGUUGGACAAUUCACCUGAGAAUGAAUUGAUUGAAUUGGCUCGAGAAUUGCGAGCACCAAACAAGUACCGUUCUAAAUCACAUCAUUCUAAAGAUCUCUUGGAAGACUUACUUGACUUAAACUGGGUUCCUGACCCUGUAGACGCAUUGCCGGAUUUUAAAAAUGGGAAAGUUAGUGAUAUUAUCGAAUCAUUAAUUUCGAUAUUUGAUUCCAAAGAGAUUUUUAUUGAUGAGUUUACCAGACUAUUUGGUGAACAAUUAAUUAACUUGAAAGAUUACGAUGUUGAGGAAAUCGAAUUCAAUUUGAAUUUGUUAAAGGCUAGAUUUGGAAAAAAUAAUUUCACAACGUUGGAUAUCAUGAUUCGUGAUAUUAAAGAAAGUCGACAUUUGAAGGAAUUAUUGAAUGUUAAUGAUGAUGGUGUUUUCAAUACUGCAGUUUUGUCUCAUUUAUAUUGGACAACUGUGUUGGAUAGUAUUGAUCCCGAGCAACAUAAUUUCAAAAUACCCGAUAUCAUUGAACACAAAUUCCAAGAAUUUAAGAAGAAAUUUGCUGAAGAGAAACACGGGAGAACAUUAAAAUUUGUACCAAGUUUAGGAACAGUAAGAUUAGAAUUAGAGUUUAAAAAUAACACCAAAGAAUACAAUGUGACCCCAGACAAAGCUGCUAUUAUUUCAUUAUUCAAUGAUGAGGAAAAUGAGCUCUCAGUUAAUCAUAUUUCACAAAAAUUAAACAUGUCUGAGUAUAUGGUAUCUAAAGGUUUGUCUUACUGGGUUAAAGAAGGUGUGCUUUUAGAACUAACAAAAACUUUAUUCAUUGUCAACGACGACGACGACGAUGGUGAUGAAGGCGGUGGUAUAGGGCAACCAGAAGUUGAUACCGAAUUACUGACUAAUUUUACUCCGAGUGAUAAUAAUCCUACAGCACAAUCAUCAGCUAAAUUUUCAGAAGUAAGUGUGAUUGAACCAUAUCUUCUUACAAUGUUGCAAAAUAUAACACUGUUAAGUUUUCAAAGAAUUAAAACGUUGCUUAACUUAAUGGUUCCUAAAGAUAAAUUAAAUCUUACAAAGAUCACAGAUAGCCUUCUUGAAGAAUAUCUUGAUUCACUUGUUGAAGAUUCUAAAUUACAUAUACGUCAUGGUAAUUAUAGUUUACAUGAAUAA
Candida tropicalis MYA-3404 is the source of this 2403-nucleotide messenger RNA. RefSeq names its product anaphase promoting complex subunit 2. Gene Ontology annotation, cellular component: anaphase-promoting complex. Bases 1 to 2403 code for a protein of 800 amino acids. Lineage: Eukaryota; Fungi; Ascomycota; Pichiomycetes; Serinales; Debaryomycetaceae. Gene Ontology annotation, biological process: ubiquitin-dependent protein catabolic process. Gene Ontology annotation, molecular function: ubiquitin protein ligase binding. The transcript has a single exon. The record is from RefSeq and is a predicted model, not a curated record.